Molecule: messenger RNA, 11385 nt
Organism: Xiphophorus couchianus (Monterrey platyfish)
Lineage: Eukaryota; Metazoa; Chordata; Actinopteri; Cyprinodontiformes; Poeciliidae
Product: insulin receptor substrate 1-B
Exons: 4
Coding region: 3485-7315 (1276 amino acids)
Biological process (GO): insulin receptor signaling pathway
Cellular component (GO): cytosol; plasma membrane
Molecular function (GO): phosphatidylinositol 3-kinase binding; insulin receptor binding
Source: RefSeq, a predicted model, not a curated record
UUUUUACGGGUAUUAUAAUAAAGUUUUGUUAUUACGUUCACACAGCUGACAUUACAGUGAAAAAUGACUGGGAACUCUGGAACAUUGAGCUAAGAAAGUUUACAACAGUCAUGGUGAAAUUAAAAAGCCCCCCUCCCUCCUGUUGUUUAGCAGUACCUUUUGCUAAAAAACAGGGGGCGGUAGACUGUUAUUUUAUGUUUGCCCUCCUGCACAAGGUUACUUUAGGAUGCAUAUUGCAUAACAGCAUGCAUACUGCAUAAGCAUGCAGCACGAAGAUGGUUCCCGUUUUGGGUGUUUUAAAAUAUUCAUUUAAAUCUAAAAGAUUUUAAUGCACUUUUCCUUUCUCUCCCCCCCCCCAAUAUUUAAUAAAAACAAAGGACUGGAGAUUCCACUGGGUGUAGAGACGAUUUUAAACAGAGAAAACAGUCAAAUGUCUGAUUUUUCAAUUUAAUACAGCAACAUAAUCCAAAUGAAGAAUAGAAAUAACAGCUCCUAAAGAUGUCUAAAGUUGACCCUUGAUUUUGCUACUGUCUGGAGAAUUUCUGCUGAUUUAAUCACUGUUCUUUGGACAGAGUUGCUGAAUCUGCAGAGGUCAUGCGUCAAUAUAUCCACAUUUCAACAGGAGACAGAUAGGGACUGCUUUUUUUUAUUAUUAUUUAAACAAUAAAUAGACCAGGAUGGACCUCCUGGAAGCGCCAAGGCUGAAAUCUUACGCCACAGUGGAGAGGAGAAGGGAUGCUGCCUUCACGUGCUGUGGGAAUCUUUAGGAGCUAGAGAUGGACAUGCGAAAACACAAACAAAAUAGGAAGAUGUUGGUUAGAAUACUGUUGUAAAUAAUUAUAUAUGAGCUUAUUUAUAAAUACAUAAUAAGAGUUUUAUAUUAUCAGCACUAAUUUAGAGUCUGGUGUUAUUUUUUUCAGUUUAUUGUGAGGUGCCAGGGUCAAAUUGACGGAAAAAAAAAAACAACAAAACUAUAGGGACAUUCACCCCACCGAGCAAAAUUGUCACAACAUUGCAGUCUACACACUACAAUUAUUUUUGGCAAAAUCCCUUUAAAAUAACUUUCAAACUGUUCUGAUUUGUGUAAUGAGAGAAACAAAGCAGAAAAGUUUGGAUAUCAGCACCAAAUAUUUUUGGUUUGAAUAGUCGCCUAUUUUCAUAUAACAGGUACAGGUAUUGUAUAUCUACACCUGUUAUGCACACUUUUGCAUAACAGGUUAAUUUAAUGAAAAACAUAAUAAGAUUGUGCAUUUAAUUUUUUGAUGAUAUGUGCAAAUAUAUUAGACUAGUUAUAGAUCUUCCAACAUCCAUGUCCAAUAAAAAAAAUGCAAGUUUGCAUCAUUAGUCCAUGAUCAGUGCUAUUGAGUAAAAAACGUAUUUAUUUUUCUUUGUCUUUGUCUUUAGUCCGUUUCUUCAAUAACUGUUUUCAUCGUUUUAUAUUUCUGCAUUCUUCCCCUUUAGUUGUUUAAGUUCUCCCUUCCCAGGUGAGACUGAUUAGUUCUUUAGUUGUCAGAACUGCGGUGAAGCUCCUGAACGCACCGUGUUCUAGAGUACUAUGGAGGAGAGUUUAGUGAAGGGAAUUCCGGUUCUUUUUUAAGAUCCCAAUGGUUUGGCUCAACUCGAAUCUCCCGAACGGCUCUUUACUUCACAUCUCCUCUAAAUUUCACAUAUGUCAAUGUUCUUAUAGUUAUUUAGUAUGUGUCCAUACCUGCUGCAAAUGUAAAACACUAAUAACACUCCAAGCAUAAAUGAUGUUAUAUAAAUUCUAAAAUAGCUAUCAUUUUAAACCAAUAGCGAAUGAUACAAAAUAAGGUCAAAUCUCACUCCCUAGUGUUGCCUCCAUAAUUACUCCUUCUUCGUUCAUUGUAGCACAUCUAAGAGAAAUAGGUAGAGUGGAUAAAAUAUCCAUAUGAACCCAUUAAGAAGGAAAGUACAUGACGAACUGUCAAUAGUUUGUGUUAUGCAAAUUUUGGCAAUGGCCUUUUGAGGUUUGCUCUCUCUGUGGGGGGUACCAAUGCUUGUCUGCUGGACCCUCACAAUGCGGAAUAAAAAAAUGCAAAGUGAAAUUAAAUGUUACCAUAACUCAUUUCAUCCAAGUAUCUUCAAAGAGUUGCGAUGGUUGGUGAUGUUAUGGCCAAGAAGGAUCUCAGGUAGCAGUCAGUCUUGCAAAGUAUCUGAGGAGGCCUCUGACUGAAGACUGUUGUAUGACAAUCUAAUGAGAGUUAUGGUUUGCUAGCAACUCAAUGUCCAGGCAGUUGAGAUGAUAUUACGCAGUGACAUGUAAUUGGAAAGCAGAGCUAAUCCACUCAUUUGUUUUUUGUCAUUCCUCUUUAAAUCUCUGUCUGGCUGUGUGGUCAGAAAACCAUUGGAGUAGGGGAUAAUCAUUACCCAUCAUGUUCAACAAAAGGGAUGGUUUGAACUUUCUCCUUCUCUCUCUGAAGCCUCUUUCCAACUUCUGGGAUUUCAGGUGAUGCCGAUGCUAAUCAGCUGCUCCCAUUUGUAAAAACAACACACUGUUGUCCCGGUUACACGCCAUAACAACUGUCUGAAAGCAAAAAACGUAAAACCAUAAAACCUUCUAGAUGCACAGCAUUAAAACCAGAGGGAAUAAUAAUCCAAACAAGCAAUGCCUCAACAAAAACAGUUACCCACGUAAGUCCAAAAUGCUCGACUAUGAGCUGGACUACAUUCUAGAAAAUGCUUCAAAUAUUGUGUAAUCAGUUGACAUGAGUUUCAGCUUUUGAGUCAAAUUACUGAAAUUAAACGAUUUAAAAAAAAGAUAUUCGAAUUGUUACAUCCCCGAGCUUAGGUUGUGUUGGGAUAAUUUUUUCUCUUCGUGACAUUAGGAACGAAGUAGAACGUUCGCGGAGAUGAGCCGGCACGUCGAAUCGGCUCGGUCACGGACUCCUCUCAAAGUGAGCGACUGUGCGGCUCCACGGUAGCAGCUCCGCUUCGCACUUCCAGCCGCCAGAGAGCCGAGCUGAGCAGAGCAGGGCCGCCGGGGGUGGGAGGACAGACGCCUGGGCUCCGUGCGCUGUGAUGUGCAGCAGAUGGGAUUAACCCGCUCAGACAGCUCUGGGAAACGCUGAUAGUAGUAGCGGUAGUAGUGGAGGAGAGCAGGGAGGUGGCGGAGGAGGGGGGGAGCCCCGCGUAAAAGCUGCGCCGCACGUGGAAAACUUGCGCUGUUCCGUCCCUUGGAGAGAAAACAAGCUUCCAAAAAAAAACAGACGCCAACAAACAGACCCGGGUCCAGACUCGCAGCAGCCGUCCGGAUCGACCUCUAGCACUCCUCGCGCACAUGCCUGCUGUGUUGAUGUGGAGGAGAGGGGGUCAGCGGACCGGGGAGCAUGUUUGAAUCAUCUCGCUGAAAGUUGCAGGGGAAACCCAAUUCCAGCUGACCAUCUCGCUUGCUUUUCUUUUUUUGUUGUUGUUUAGUUUUUUUUUUUCUUUUUUGUUGUUUUGCUUUGGUGGAAACCUAAACUCGAUGGAGGGCCAAGCGGGCGAGCUGCACGGCAACGAGGACGUGCGCAAGAGCGGCUACCUCCGCAAGCAGAAGUCCAUGCACCGGCGCUACUUCGUGCUGCGCGCCGCCUCGGAGCGCGGUCCGGCCCGCCUGGAGUACUACGAGAGCGAGAAGAAGUUCCGCGGCAAGGCCCCCGUCCCGAAGAAGGCGGUGGCGCUGGAGACGUGCUUCAACAUCAACAAGCGGGCCGACUCCAAGAACAAGCACAUGAUCGUGCUGUACACCCGGGCGGAGAGCUUCGUCGUGGCCGCGGAGAACGAGGAGGACCAGGACGAGUGGUUCCAGGCCAUGGUGGAGCUGCAGUGCAAAAGUAAAAAUCCUAAUGACAGUGCGAGUUCAGGGGACUACGGAGCGCCAAAUCCAGGACCUGCAUUCAAAGAAGUUUGGCAAGUGAAGGUGUGGCCUAAAGGCCUGGGUCAGCUCAAGAACCUGGUGGGCAUCUAUCGCCUUUGCCUUACUGAAAAGACGGUAAACUUUGUGAAGCUGAACUCCGACGCAGCCGCUGUGGUGCUCCAGCUGAUGAACGUCAGGCGUUGCGGACAUUCAGAAAACUUUUUCUUUGUCGAGGUGGGACGCUCUGCUGUGACGGGCCCCGGCGAGUUUUGGAUGCAGGUCGAUGAUUCUGUGGUGGCCCAGAACAUGCAUGAAACCUUGCUGGAGGCCAUGAAAGCCCUGAGUGAGGAGUUUCGCCAGCGCACAAAGUCUCAGUCAAACUCUGGUCCUGGAGGAGGUGCCACAGCUUCCAAUCCUAUCAGUGUUCCUUCUCGCCGCCACCAUCCCAAUCCCCCUCCAAGCCAGGUGGGCUUCCUCCGCCGUCCCCGAACUGAGCCUACCUUAGGUGCUAACGUGGGAGCUCCAUUAGGCAGUUCCAGUGCCUCUCCCACACCUCGGCACAGCUUCCCGAGGUCCCGCACCGCCAGUGAUGGAGGGAAAAGUGAAGAUGGGAUAGCAGGAUCCACUCCGCUACACGGUGUAAACACAAGUCCUUCUACCAAUGGCUCCUGCUCUACCACCCCAAUCCUCAGGUCAAAGUCAGCCCGCUCAGUCCCAACCACAGCUGCUAAAAUUCCUUUUGGGUUGAUGCGUUCCAUUUCAACUCCAACCCCAUCCCCAUCACCAGCCCCAAGUCUCUCGUCCAGCUCUGGGCAUGGAUCUGAGUUUGGAGGUAUCACAUCUGCUGGUCCUGUUCCAGGGUCUGGUGCUUAUACUCGUGUAGCCUCUCAUCAUACCUCAGUCUCGUGCUCACCCAGUGAUUACGGCUCCUCAGAUGAGUAUGGUUCCAGUCCUGGAGAUCACACGGUUCUACCCUCUCCAAGCCUGCCAGGAAGCUCUAUCAGCAGCACUGGCAGCCAGUGCCUUGGUGAGGAUGGAGCAAAUUACAUCCUAAUGGGUCAACGAGGUGGGACCAGCAGUAGUAUCAGCAACAGUAAUCAAGUCAACAUGAUGUCCAGCUCCCAGCCUGUGCCAGGAACACCAACUAAUGGCUCACUGCCCCAGACUAGGAGAGUACUGCGUCGAUCUUCUAGCCGUGAAUGUGAGGCUGAACGCAGGCUUCUGAGUAAGCGUGCAUCUUUGCCUCCUAUGGCCCUGGAAAGACUGGCCCCACACCAGCGCAGAGCUGAGGAACCUACAGAUGAAGAUUCAGCUGAUUAUGCCAUUAUGUCAAGGAGCACCAGUCGGGAGUCCUUUGCAUCUACCUGCUCAUCUAUUCAAAGGGAAUCAACCUUAGGCUCUUGUGUAGGGGGAGGAGGGUACUUGGAUGUAGCAGGAGAGUUAAAAACUGAUGGUGGUCCAGGAGCAGUUGCAGGUGUGGACAAUGGGUACAUGUCCAUGCUACCAGGAGUCACCCAGCCUCCUGUUUCCUCAUGUCAGACAAUGACUGUGUGUGUUCCAGAAUCAGAUUUCAAACCUGCUGAUGACUACAUGGCCAUGACCCCCAACAAUAGCGUGUCUCCCCCGCAGCAGAUUCGUCCCCUGCCGGUGUCUGACGGCUAUAUGAUAAUGUCGCCCAACAGCAGUUGCUCCCCUGACCAGCGUGGAAGCCUCUCUGAAGGUGCUUGGGUUGGCAGUGCCGAUAGCAGAGCUGGUAGCGACUACAUGAACAUGUCUCCUAUUAGUGCACCUUCUGUGAAUGGCAGUCCCCCUCAAAAUGAGCACACCUGCCAUUUAGAUACCAGUUUGCAACAGCCGCCUCCAAAGAUGGUGUAUUCCUAUUAUUCCCUUCCCAGAUCGUACAAACAUAAUCCCACUUCUGGGCUUUUUGAUGAUGGGCCCGGACGAGGUAGACGCCCCAAUGGGAACUGUAGCAGAGGAGGAGGUGGCAGCAGAAACUCAGGGGGGCAUCUAGAGCAACCAAUUGGCAGUUCAGGUAUUGGACGGCACCAAUCACUCUCUUCAUCCUCAUACUCCUCCAGCUCAGCUAGCAGUGAGAGUCUUGGAGAGAACGAUGACAGGACUAACCAGGCUCUGGGUAAUGUGACAACUGGAUCACAGCCCAAAGAGGUGAGCAAGAUUACUCAGAGACGGGGCUCUGGUGGGUUAACAAAGCAAGGUAGCCACUUUAGAAGCAGACCAGUAAGCCUGUUUGUAGAUGUAUCUAAGGCCAACACUCUUCCUAGGGUUCGUGAGAAUCCCUUGCCCCCAGAACCUAAGAGCCCUGGAGAGUAUGUAAGCAUUGAAUUUAAAGGGGAGCAGUGCAGCCAGACUGGUGUAGGAGUUGGGCGAGGUAGAGGACUGAGACAUGGAUCAUUGCUGAAUCAUGGCUCAAGUCACCAGCAUUCUCAAAACAGACCAGCUCCAUCUCUAGAAACCUUUAUUCCCCUGUUUCAUAGUCCUUCUGCCCCUGUCUCUCCACCAACUCCAUCAGAGUACGUCAACAUGGACCCUGGCUCUUCACCAUCCCCUUCCCCCCAUUCCAAUACCCAGUUAGUUUUUCCACCUUUCCACACCCCUCCCACACCCCCAGUUCUUGCUCAUGCCCCUAAAACCUGUACGGAAGGUACUGAUAGUCUGUGUCAAGGAACUGUUGAAGUUGCUGAGCCACCUCUUCGGAAAAGCAGAGACAGUGUUCCCUCAGUGAUUGAGACAGAGUCUCCUACAUCCUGUGGAGACUACACAGAGAUGGCUUUCAGCUUGAGCAACAAUACUGCCCCUCGGUCAUCACCAAGUGUCUCCCCCAAAGUCCCCUCUCCUACAAGAACUGAUCCUUCUGUUUCAGUGCUCUCCCGGGGUCUAGACUUCCCUCUAAGCAAAUCAGGACUGAACCCAGACCAGGGUGCUAAAGUAAUCCGUGCUGAUCCCCAAGGACGCAGGCGGCACUGCUCGGAAACCUUUGUGGCCACACCCUCCCUGUCCACCUCUGCUUCUACUUCUUCUUCUACUGCCUCCCUCUUUCCAGAGCACAGCCAGGCUGUUUCCCGCCGCCUCGGCUUUGAGAGCAUGUUGUGGGGGAACGGUGCCGUCACUGAUCCUCCAACUCAAUUUCCACUCCCUGCACAGCAGUCACUUCCCACAAACAAUCAGACAUUAUCCACAGAGCAGGGUCUUAACUACAUAGACUUGGACUUGGUCAACAAAGAGAGUCCCCACGCUGGCCUGGAAGGUGCCACAGGAGGCCAGCCCCAAUCUCGGCUGUUCUCUGUUCUUGGUUCGGGCUCCAUGGUUGGGGGAAUGGGGGCAUCAGCUGGAGGGAGCAGCAGUUCAAGCCUCAACACGUACGCCAGCAUUGACUUCUACAAAUCCGAGGAGCUACGGACACAUCAGAACGGGAACAAAGAGGGAACAGAGUGCUGAUGUCAGCGAUUCAUCCUCGGAGAGACAAUCUGGUAUCACUCAAAGCGCUUCGAUGCUCCACCUUUUCCUCCUCUGACAGCCAAUCAGACGGACAGAGCUGCUGGAUUGGACGCAACCCUGAAGCACUUUGACAUAAACUGAUGGAAAAUGUCUUUUUUUGUUUGUUUUUUUCCUCUUCGCUUUCAUCCGGUUGGUUGAGCAAACCUACAGGGAUGUGUGCCAAAUGAUAUUCUUAAAGAGUAAUUCACUGCUCUCAUUUCAUGAAGUGAAAGCCAAUCAGAAGACGGUACCGAAUGGAGAAUAAAGUGGGUUUUUUGUGUGUUUUUCUCUUUUUUUUUUUUAAACCUCUAAUGACAAAAAUGUACAAAUUUGGCUGAGUGGUAUGUUUUAAAAGAAAAAGAAGAAAAUAUAUAAAUCAUAGCUGCUCUAAAAGUGCCUCAUUUUUGUAUUGUAGCCAUUCUAAAAGCUAAAGCUUUGGGUUUUGUUGUUUCAUUCUUGACUUGAUGUAAUUACAACUGAUGGUGCUGAUAGACAUCAGAAGCAUUUUUUUUUUUUUAAACCACCGAUGCGUUCAUGUCAUAUAGGAUCAAUGCAAGAGAUUGGAAAGUUUGAGCUCUAACGACGGAUUUUUAUACACAAAAUAUUUAAAGUUUCUCUAAUCAGAAACAGUCAUGUUUUUAGAAAAUAUGCCAUCUAAAAUUCCAGACAGAUGCUUUGGUUUUAGUACAGUAGGACCUUUGUUGUGCCCUUUCCUCUAAAAAAAAAAAAAAAAAAAAAGAUAUAUAAGCAUGUUAAACUUUUUAAGUUGAUAAUGAGCCACAGCUUGAGUUGAAAAAACAAAUUAAUAUGAUCUGCACAUUUCCUAAUUUUAUUGAAAUUAAAUUUCCAAAGUGACUAAAUGUUAUUUACCUUUAAGUGCAUAUCACCAGUGAUAUCUCAUUAGUAAUACUUAAAAAGACUCAGGGCUGUAUUUUCAUUUAAUAUAUAUGUAUUAUUUUAUUUACUGAGGUGCUAGCUAUUUUGAUUAACAAAGUUUUUGGGUACUUCUGCCACUGCCAGUGUUGACGUUUAUCGGAAGAAAGGAUGUAGAGAAAGUAAAUAAGACAUUCAUCAAAUGAACCCCUUUAAUGCAGAAAAUCAUUGGUUGCCAGUAUCGGCACGUUUCCAACCGUUUAUGUAACUCGUGAAAAUAAGCAUUUGUAAUUCCAAAGAGUCACUUGUUUAUGAGUGGUUAAAAAAGGAGAACUAUCUGUAAUGCACAGAUUUUUGUAAAAAGUAUAUUUUCGUAAUUGUAUGCCAUAAACUUUUUAAUUGGGCAUUUCUAAGUAAAGUUUUAGCAUAUAUGCUAGGACGGAAAUCAGCGCUAUCGCUUAAGAGACAAUUCAACAGUCUAUUCAUUUAUUUAAAUUAGAUUAAUCACGUUUAAUUAACAAACUCGGGUCUUUAUUUUGUUAGAUUUUUCUUUUUUUUUUUUUUUACUGAGAUAUUAUUAGUUUUAAUAAAGAAAAAUAAUUCUGGAAUGUGGCGCUAAUGCAGUCAAAAGAAGAUUUGUAUUUUCUAUUUAUUUUUUAAGUGAUCAGUCAAUACCAAUGUUUGGCACUCUUGGCUUGCCAUACUUUAUUACAGAUUGGACAAGCACUGAAGUUCACCAAGGUGACACAAAUAACUCAUAUUUAGCCAUUCAUAGUUUGAUCUGAAGUUAUAAUGCCUGAAAAUGAGGAGUGACCAGACCUUGUCAGGGUGAGUUAAGACGUGUAUUUUUAACACAUGCCGAUGUGCAUUGCCCAUUUGUCUGUGGGCAUCUAAAACUAAACUUUUCUAAGUUUCUUUAUAGUUUUAUAGGAACUUUGUCAGAAUUUAGAAACAAACUUUGUUUAGCUGUGUCUGCAUGAAAAGUUCUCAACAAAAUAAAAAACUUGCUACAACAAUAACUCCAAUAUGACAUGAAUGCAAAUAUAUGUAAACGGUACUCGCAACGUGCUAGCCUUCUUUCCUACUGUGAGAAAUAUUAGCUAAGCUGCCAUUAGCUCUCUGCUAAUCCAUGUGUUGCAUUUUGAUGCUUAUACUUUUCCUCCUGACUUCCUUUUUCUUUUUUUAACUGUUUACUUUCAUAUUUGCUGUUCGGUGAGCCAUAAAUGAAAAGUGUUCAAAUCCACAGGCUUGAAAGAAAAUGGCACUUGUAGCAGGGAAUAGUGUAGCUUGCUCGCUAGCUUAAAGCCAGCUGGCUCAGAUUAGCAUAUUAGCCUGGACAUAAAUUCACUGUCCUGCUGACCACAACCAGGGUUAGACCCCCUGAUAUAUAGCGACACAAUCCCAUUAGUGCUAUUAGCUUUAGACAGUCGCUUAAUCCCGUUCAUCUCAGGAUGCUAAAUAACAAACAGUACACAGAGCCGAGGACACUGUCCCUGUCAAUAGCCAUGAUUAUGCUAACUUUGUAUGCUCAGCAAAUAUUGAUUUUAGCAUCUGUAAAUGGGCUAGGACUCGUUUUGCUUUUGCAUAAAUCUGACAGCCAAGUUGUUCUCAGUUGUUAAUGUACAGCACCAAUCUGUUUUAGGAUGUUUCAUUUGUCUUUUUAAACUGAUCAAAGUGAAAGUGCUUUAGCCUCUAAAUCCUGCUUAACGACUCCUUCUUUUUCUCCCUUUCCUUUCCUCUUCGCUUGCCUCUUUACUUUAAUCUUCGCUAUGCAUAAGCGCUGAAGUGCCUGUCCUAUUUCCUAAUCUGUCCUUCUCUUUCUCUCUGCCCCAUUUUAGCACAUAGCACUAAUACAUUUGUCAUAGCAGAGUAUAACAUGUCUAUUUUUGUGUCUAUUUCUCGGCUGUACAGUUGUGGCAGAAAAGUAACUUGCUUCAGUUUGUUCUGUGUAAAAUUCAUCUGUCAGCGGUCGUGGUCUUGAUCCCAGGAUCCGAGGACUUGAUCAUCACGUUGUCAGCAGUGCCAAAACACAGCAGCAGCAACAUCGUGCUGCUCCUGUCUCCGACACCACCUCAAGAAGCAACCUUCAGUACUCAAUUUUGGACACUUUGCUUUGUUUUAUGAUUGAAAUGUACAUUUUGAUUGUUUUGCAUUCUGUCGCUGUUUGGCUGGAGGCUACUCUCGCAUAUCUCUGCCCACAGUCGGCUGAUGAGGCUCUCUCUCUGAGAUAAAGGUCACUGUGGGAGACUUGUGUAUGCGUUAACCUUGAAUUUGCCUAUGACUUUGACUGGAGGCUUGUAAAAAAAAAUGCAUGGAGAGAAAGAAAAGGCCACCAUGGAGAUAUACAACUUAAGUCAGAAUACAUAUGUCUGUUUAGUAUAAGCCUUUCUUAAUAAUUCAUACCAAUUGAAGUUUUUCAUAUUUUUUUGCUGUUACAACCUCAAACUUUGAGUAUGUUUUACUGGGGGUUUUAUGUAGCACAGCAUCACAAAAUAUUUCAUAACCAUAAACUGAAAGACAAAACAGUUUUCAGGAUUUCUUAAAGAUGAAAUUGAGAAAAGUGCAGCAUGGGUUUUUUCUCAGCAUGGUAGGGGAACACGUUGAAGCUUUGAUGUGAACAUCAGUGAUUUAUUGGAGUUUGGUCUGGACCACUUUGAUACGUAGAUACGCUUUGAUUUGAUUUAAACCGAUUUAAACAAUUGUUGCUCUGGCAACAGUAUUUAUGGUGUUCUUGCUUGAAGGGGAACCUCCGUCUCAAAGUUUUUCUACAUCUAGUAGAUUUCUCUGCAUUUUGCUCCAUCACCUUUAAAUCAACACAGAUCAGAUUCACUGACCCUGCUGAAGAAAAGCAUGCCCACAGUAUUAUGCUGCCACCGCCAUGUUCCACAGUGGUUUGCUCAGGAAUUGCAGUGUUAGUUUUCCACCACACACUGACAUUUAAUUGCACACGCUACAUUUCCUUACUAAUUAAGGACUUGUAAAGGCAAAUGGCUGCACUGGAUUUAAUUUAGGGACAUUGAAUGAUGAAGGGGUGUGUAUGUGUGUGUAAAUGCAUAGAACAUUUUUAUUACAUUUGUUAUUUGGAAGUUUAUGGCGGUCCAUCACGCUGAAUCCCAAGUAAAACACAUUAGAGUUUGUGGUUGUAACAUGAAAUGUAU